This is a messenger RNA of Conger conger (European conger), 6247 nucleotides long. RefSeq names its product A disintegrin and metalloproteinase with thrombospondin motifs 2-like. The record is from RefSeq and is a predicted model, not a curated record. Gene Ontology annotation, molecular function: metalloendopeptidase activity. Gene Ontology annotation, biological process: proteolysis; extracellular matrix organization. The coding region runs from base 115 to 4266 and encodes 1383 amino acids. The transcript has 22 exons. Lineage: Eukaryota; Metazoa; Chordata; Actinopteri; Anguilliformes; Congridae. Gene Ontology annotation, cellular component: extracellular matrix.
UUUGCAGUUAGUUGCGGGCUUCUGUUGCUGGUGUGGCGGAUCGCUGGUCGCAGGGAACUUUACCACGCUGGAUCCCAAAGUCCGUCUCUCUCACGUGCGCAGUUCGGAGCUGCCAUGGAUCUCGCGCCUGGAUUGGCAUUCUUAAUCAUUUUGCCGUUAUUUCUGCACUCGAACGGUCUCUAUAUCGCCAGUAGCGUAGACUCCCUGCAGCGUGUCUUGGGGGAGUAUGGACUGGUCAGGCCGGUGAGGUCGGACGCUGAGGGCCGCUUCCUGUCGCACGCCGUGUCGUCGGGCCGGUGGGAGGGGCAGCCCCGUAGGCGCCGGAGGAGAGAGGCGGGAGAGGCGAAGCACCACGAGCAGGAGGAGGAGCAGGACCGGGAGCGGCGGGGGGAGGAGGAGGAGGAGGAGCAGGACCGGGAGGAGGCGCACAGCCGGCUCUUCUACAACGUCACCGUCUUCGGCCGGGAGUUCCACCUGCGGCUGCGGCCGAACGCGCGCCUGGUGGCCCCCGGAGCCAAGGUGGAGUGGCAGGGCGACGGGGCGGCGGGCGAGGGCCCCUCGCGCAGCGAGCCCCUGCUGGGGGACUGCCUGUACGUGGGCGACGUCAGCGGGCUGGCCGGGGCCUCCGUCGCCAUCAGCAACUGCGACGGCCUGGCCGGGAUGAUCCGCACGGAGCAGGAGGAGUUCUUCAUCGAGCCCCUGGAGCGCGGGGGUCAGGUGACCGGGGAGGAGGAGGGCGGGGCCGGCCGGCAGCACGUCGUGUACCGCAGCUCGGCCGUCAAGAGGCCCCCCGCCAGCCUGAGCGAGGACUUCCACUCGCGAGGUGCGGACCUGGGGGGCCUGCUGGACCUGGAGACGCUGUACCGGGGCGUCGAGCAGAACCUGAACCAGAGCCGCCGGGCUCGGAGGCAGGCCGUGGACCGGGCCUACAACAUCGAGGUUCUGCUGGGCGUGGACGACUCCGUGGUGCAGUUCCACGGCAAGGAGCACGUGCAGAAGUACCUCCUCACCCUCAUGAACAUCGUGAACGAGAUCUACCACGACCACUCCCUGGGCGCCCGGAUCAACGUCGUUCUGGUGCGGAUCAUCAUGCUGGGCUACGGGAAGUCGAUGAGCCUGAUCGAGCUGGGGAACCCGUCCCAGAGCCUGGAGAACGUGUGUCGCUGGGCCUUUCUGCAGCAGAAGCAGGACACGGGCGACGCAGAGUACCACGACCACGCCAUCUUCCUCACCCGCCAGGAGUUCGGGCCUACCGGCAUGCAGGGUUACGCCCCGGUGACGGGCAUGUGCCACCCGGUACGGAGCUGCACUCUGAACCAUGAGGACGGGUUCUCCUCCGCCUUCGUAGUGGCACAUGAGACCGGACACGUGCUGGGUAUGGAGCACGACGGCCAGGGGAAUCGCUGUGGAGACGAGGUGCACAUGGGGAGCAUCAUGGCCCCAUUGGUGCAAGCUGCCUUCCACCGCUUCCACUGGUCCCGCUGCAGCCAGCAGGAGCUGGGCCGCUAUCUACAUUCCUACGACUGUCUCCGCGACGACCCCUUUGACCACAACUGGCCUUCGCUGCCACGGUUGCCAGGGAUCCACUACUCCAUGAACGAGCAGUGUCGCUUCGACUUCGGGGCGGGCUACAUGAUGUGCACAGCGUAUCGCACUUUCGACCCCUGCAAGCAGCUGUGGUGCAGUCACCCCGACAACCCCUUCUUCUGCAAGACCAAGAAGGGCCCGCCCAUCGACGGCACCAUGUGUGCCCCGGGGAAACACUGCUUCAAGGGCCACUGCAUCUUCCUGACCCCCGACAUCCUGAAGCAGGACGGCAACUGGGGCAUGUGGAGCAAGUUUGGGGAGUGCUCCCGGACCUGCGGGGGUGGCGUCCGCUUCCGAAUCCGCCAGUGCGACAACCCCAUCCCUGCUAACGGAGGCCACACCUGCUACGGCCCCAACUACGAGUUCCAGCUCUGCAACACGGAGGAGUGCGCCAAUAUCUUCAGCGACUACCGCGAGGACCAGUGCCGGAUGUGGGACCCGUCCUUCGAGUACCAGAACACCAAGCACCACUGGCUCCCCUUCGAGCACUCCGACCCCAAAGAACGUUGCCACCUGCACUGCCAGUCCAAGGAGACGGGGGCCCGGGUGGACAUGCAGAGGAUGGUGUACGAUGGCACCCGCUGCUCCUACAAGGACCCCUACAGCAUCUGCAUGCGCGGAGACUGUGUGAAAGUGGGCUGUGAUCGGGUCAUCAGCUCCAGCCAGCAGGAGGACAAGUGCGGGAUCUGUGGGGGAGACAACUCCAGCUGCAAAAUCGUCAAGGGCAACUUUCACCGCAGUGCCAAGAAACAAGGUUUUCUGAAAAUCCUUGAAAUCCCUCGAGGUGCCAGACAUCUGCUCAUCCAGGAAUUCAAGGGAACUCCACACGUCCUCGCGGUGAAGAACCAGGCCACGGGCCAGAUCUUCCUGAAUGGCGAGGGCGAAUCCCCAGACACACGCAACGUCGUCGAGAAGGGCGUGGAGUGGGAGUACGAGAACGACGAUGACAGGGAGUCGGUCCAGACCACCGGCCCCCUGAAAUACGGAGUCGUCAUCAUGAUUCGGUCCUACGGGGACUCCAAGGUCACGCUGUCCUACAAAUACAUCAUCCACAAGGAGCUGCAGUCCUUCAUCGAGAACAACGUGCUCCAGGAGGACUCGUCCUUCUACGAGUGGUCUCUGAAGAAGUGGUCUCACUGCUCCAAGCCCUGUGGGGGAGGUAAGCAGUACACACGCUACGGAUGCAGGAGAAAGUCUGACAGUAAGAUGGUCCACCGGGUCAACUGUGAGAACAUAAAGAAGCCUCAAGCCAUCAGCAGGGACUGCAACCAGAAAGAGUGUUCCCUACCCAUCUGGGUGACAGGGGACUGGGAGGCGUGCAGUAAGUCUUGCGGCAAGACGGGGUAUCAGAUGCGCUCGGUCCGCUGCAUCCAGCCGCUGCACGACGGCACCAACCGCUCCAUCCACAGCAAGUACUGCAACGACGACCGGCCCGAAGCCAGACGGGCCUGCAACCGCCAACUCUGCCCUGCGCAGUGGAGAGUGGGGCCCUGGUCACAGUGCUCGGUAACGUGUGCUAACGGGACGCAGGAGCGGCAGGUUCUGUGUCACACGCGGGACAACACCAUCGGCCUGUGUCUGGAUGCAAAACCGGAGACCAUCAGGGCCUGCAGACUGUCAGCGUGCCCAAGGGGCUCCUCAGACCACGGCAAGAACGGGAACCACCUGAUCCAGUUUCUGUCCCGUCCCGACCCGGAGUUCCCCAUCCAGAAGAUCUCCUCAAGGCAGCGUUGCCAUGGGGACAGGUCCGUGUUCUGCCGGAUGGAGGUUCUGAGCCGGUACUGCAGCAUCCCGGGUUACCAGCAGAUGUGCUGCAAGUCCUGCAGCGAGGGGAACCGCACGGCGCGCGCCAACGGAACCGCGCGCGCCAACGGAACCGCGCGCGCCAACGGAACCGCGCCCCACAGGACGCACCCCACGCCCCCGAGCGCCACGGACAGGAACCACACCACCGUCCGCCCGAACACCACCGUGAACUACGGCCCGAAUCCCGGGCAGUACACCACGGCUCCGUGGUAUACAACCAGCACGCAGUCUUUCUUCACCACGCCCACCGUCGCGAGUGAAUACACCGGCACGUUCAUCCCCGACACCACCUUCAGUUACACGACAGAUACCAGCGCCACCUUCAGCGAAGCUGGCACUACAGUUCCCAGCGUCCCCUUCGGCGGUGAGGACGCCGCGGUUUCCAGCACCGCUGGCGCUGAAGAGUACUCCACGGAUUCUGGCAGUAGCAUCAUCUUCGAGACUACAGUUCCCAGGAGCACUUUCACCAGCGGCGACGUCAUAAUGCCCAGCACGAUUAUUACUACCCGUGACAUCACCGCAGUCAGUCCCACCGCCGCUGCCCGGUUCGACGUGAAGCCCACGCCCCAGCCUGCUGCCGUUCCGACCACGGAAACAUCCGGAAGGCGCACCGCGCUGCCCACCACGACGCCCACGCCGAUGCCGACGACCGCCCGGCCCUCGAGCAGAACCGCGGGGGUCAAGGAGGACAACGCCAUCGACGUGCCGUACCGCAUCGUGGGCGUGGACAACGGCGAGGUCUCGCAGAACAACUUCAUCCCGCGCGGCGGGAGGCGCAUGUACCGGGAGCGCACGCGCAACAAGCGCAUCCAGGAACUCCUGGCGGAGAAACGCAACGCCCUGAGACGCAGCAGGCGGGGGCCGGCCGCGUGACGCCCGCCGACCGACGCCCCCGCGGGAAUUUCUCUUAUAGAGAUCCAGUCCUCGUCAAUCACAGAUUGCCACUAUUUAAUCCCGGGUCUGCGAUGGUGCUGAGAGAUAAAUAAAUAAAUAAUUAAAUGACGAAUAAUAAUAAUAAUGAUAAUGAUGAUAAUAAUAUUAAUAAUAAUAAUAAUAAUAAUAAUAAGGCGAGGAAAAGAAGCGAUUCUCCUCCCACCUGAACUGGGAAAAUAGCUCGCAAAAGAUAUCGUGGAUGACGAAUAACCACUGGCAAAUGUUUGCACAGUUGCUUUUGAAUCAAAGAACCUUCCCUUUAGGAUAUUUCUCUAAAGAUAUUUGAUGGAAGCAAUUCUGAAUAUGGGCGUGUGCGCGAUAUCUCUAGCGGCAGGGUAGGCAUGAUUUGGCAUCCUAGAAGUGACACUUAAUCUCUCCAAAUCCAUUUCCCCAAAAGCACCCAGGAGAUAUACACAUAUGUUAACCACAAACCCUUCUCCGCCUCACACAUAUGACCACAAAUACUUCUCCACUGCACACAUAUCCCGCUCAAAUAGCUUAUUCACGCAUUCCUUUACUCUGUCCAACUUCCUUUGACUCUAUCGCGAUCCUUUGAUAAUGUUCUCUUCAAAGAUUCAUGUUAGCCAAGUACUUCUACUCGUGAAGGCACAUACGCAUACCGUAGCACGCUUUAACAUUACAAAUAUUGCCUAGGACUGCAGCAUAAUUCGUAUAGAGGGAAGCUAUGAUGUGCAAAGAAAUUAUGUUGUGUUUGCUGGUACAGUCUGCUUGCAGAUUCACACAUUAUUUUAUAAGGACCCAGUUCUUCAGUUAAAAUCUGUUUCAGCUCAUGUCUUACCUGCUGGGGGGUACACUUCUUAAGCUAAAGUAAUUCACAGUCAAAAAACCUUUUUGCACACAGUUUAUCCAGCGGAAUAUUUCCGGAGGUAAAGUAACUGGUAACUUCCUUGCUCAGGUAUACGAUGGCCCCAACUGGCCAUUACACAACCGAGGUGCUAGUCCAACAACCGAGUCUACACUACCCUGCGGUGCUGCUCAAAGUUUUUUAUUUCAAUCGCCACGCUACUACUGCACAUCAUUGGUUGUCGAAAAUGUUCACCUACUCAUCUGGGUAGUUUAGACAGAGCAGGGAUUCUUUACUACAGUAAAACAGGGUAACUAUCUCUUUCUUUCUCUCUGUCUCACACACACAAACACGUAUGCAUAUUAAUUAUCUCUUUCUCACACACACACACACACACACGCGAACAGACAAUCACCCUUCUGACACCAGAGGGACCACCAGGCACGGACAGGGUUUGGAGAAAUAAAGUUCAUUCUGGACCUGGCCGGCACAUUCGGAGCCAGCACCUUCAUCACUAGAACCCUGUUCCUGUAGUCCUGCUAACCUUAGCCGCUAACGCACUCGUGUUUUUUAUUGCACAAAGACUCACUGCUUUUGAAAUGCAAAGAAAAUGAACAGGUCUCUAUGUAACUUUGGGAGUGGCAUGGACAGAUUGUUAAGGUACGCCCGAAUAGCGUGUGUAAAUAAAUCCAAAAGUUGCUUUCAGUGUCAAAAACCAGCGUCAAUAGCCCUUUGCUUAAUUGCUUAGCGCUUUGAAGUGUUAUAAAGGUUUCCUGUGAGAAUAUAUAACAGAUCCAUUCUCCCAUGGGAGCGGUUUUCUCAUCUUCUUCUCUCCGGUAGGAUCAUACUCUCCAAAGUAUUUCCGAGACCUUUUCAUUCACUUUUGUGUAUUAACGUAAAGAGAAAAAAAAAAGAACAAAAAAUAAAAACUCUUAUUACCUACUGCAUCACAACAGAAGCUUACAGGGCCAAUUAUUUCUGACACUGCCUUAUGAACACUCUUCUACUCGCGAAACCGGCUACAAAAAUAUAAGCACAUAGAAUCUCCCUGUACGAUAUCUGUACAUAUGAAUUAGAACUUUAUUUUGAAUAUUUAUUAAAGUUCAAGUGCCUGUG